AAUAAAUCAGGCAACAUUAUUAAAAGUUUUUUUUGAAUAAGAGAGAUCUGAUUGAAUAGGAAAAUUAGCAUUGCCUCCCUCUGUGUCUCUCCUCCUCUUUGGCCAGACCAGCCCUCUUCAUGGGGGGCAGGGCAAGUUAAGGCAAACCAGAACAGAGUAAAGUAGGCAGUAAAACUAGUGCGGUUGUGGUCUGACAUGUCAUUUGAGCUUAAAGAAGCAAGGGGCAAACUUGGGAAGGACUGACUGGCAUCUCUUUGAGCCUGUGAGCUUUUUAAAGAAAUCAGCGUUGAUCCCUGAGAGGCGUGUGUGUGUGUGUGUGGAGGAGUGUAUCUGUCUGUUUGCAUGAAACCGUAAGACAUAACGUCCAGAAGGCGAUUCUACAGCUGCCAGUCUCUCAUCAGGUGUUUGUUCUAACAGGAAGAAUGCUGGAGCAUUGCCUCACUUUUGGUCGCUCCCUUGUGAGGAGGAAGAAUGUGGACCAGGACUGUCUGGAAGAGUCCAAGCUGUGCCGUUGCCUCUCCACUGUUGAUCUGAUUGCCCUCGGGGUGGGAAGUACACUGGGGGCCGGUGUCUAUGUGCUCGCUGGGGAAGUGGCCAAAGGCAGUUCUGGCCCCAGCAUCGUCGUGUCUUUCCUCAUCGCCGCUCUGGCAUCAGUGAUGGCUGGCCUGUGUUACGCAGAAUUUGGUGCGAGGGUACCCAAGACGGGCUCGGCCUAUCUGUACAGCUACGUGACCGUGGGGGAGCUCUGGGCCUUCAUCACGGGAUGGAACCUCAUUCUGUCAUACGUCAUAGGGACGUCUAGUGUGGCGCGGGCCUGGAGUGGGACGUUUGAUGAGCUUAUAGGGGGCCACAUUGAAAAGUUCUGCAAAAUGUACUUCAGAAUGAGUUUGCCUGGUCUGGCAGAAUACCCCGAUUUCUUUGCUGUCUGCCUGAUCUUACUACUGUCAGGCCUUCUCUCCUUUGGGGUGAAAGAAUCAGCUUGGGUCAACAAAAUCUUCACAGCUGUAAACGUGCUUGUGCUCAUGUUUGUUAUCAUCUCUGGAUUCGUCAAAGGAGACUCGCUCAAUUGGAAUAUAUCAGAGGAAUCUCUGGUGAACGUUACCAUUGUCAGGAGGAAUCUCUCACAAACUGCUAAUGUCACUAGUGAUUAUGGGGCAGGGGGAUUUUUGCCUUACGGCUUUGCCGGGACACUGGCUGGUGCCGCCACCUGCUUUUAUGCCUUUGUGGGGUUUGACUGCAUUGCAACCACAGGUGAGGAGGUGAAGAAUCCACAGAGGGCCAUUCCCAUUGGGAUAGUCAUUUCCCUGCUGGUCUGCUUUCUCGCCUACUUUGGUGUGUCAGCGGCCCUCACCCUCAUGAUGCCCUACUACCUGCUGGACGAGAAGAGCCCCCUGCCCUUGGCUUUUGAAUAUGUGGGCUGGGGGCCUGCGAAAUAUGUUGUAGCGGCAGGAUCGCUCUGUGCUCUGUCAACCAGUCUGCUGGGCUCCAUUUUCCCAAUGCCACGUGUAAUCUAUGCUAUGGCACAGGAUGGGGUGCUUUUCAAAGUGUUAGCCCAAAUCAAUCCUAAGACGAAGACCCCUCUUAUUGCUACAAUGACUUCAGGUGUAGUUGCAGCUAUCAUGGCUUUCCUGUUUGACUUGAAAGCGCUGGUGGAUAUGAUGUCUAUAGGAACCUUGCUGGCAUACUCUUUGGUGGCUGCUUGUGUUCUAAUCCUCAGGUAUCAACCGGAUGCUGCAUUUGAAAGGUCUAGGAUCAAUGAAGGCAAGGAUGAGGUUGGUGAGUCUGAACUGACCGAGUCCGAGUCUCAUCUGAACAUGCUGAAGGAUGGAAACGUAACCCUGCGUUCUCUGCUCAACCCUCCGCUGCUGCCCACCGAACAGACCUCCACUGCCGUCAACGUCUCUGUUGUGAUCAUGGUGUUUGCCGUGUGUGUUAUUAGCGCUCUCAACACAUACUAUGGACAGGCCAUUAUUGCUCUGAAGCCUUGGGCCCUGGGGGUCUUGGGGGCAUCUUUGUUUAUCUUCAUCAUGUGCAUCCUUCUGGUUUGCAGACAACCUCAGACGAGGAAGAAAGUUUCCUUUAUGGUUCCUCUCUUGCCCUUUCUACCCAUCUUGAGUAUAUUUGUCAACGUGUAUCUGAUGGUUCAGCUCAGCGGAGACACGUGGAUCCGUUUCUCCAUCUGGAUGGCUAUAGGUUUCCUCAUCUAUUUUGGAUAUGGAAUGUGGCAUAGUGAUGAACGUAAGAGGCAUCUACAGAACUACGGCGUUGCGACGGAGAAAAAGACACUGACAGGAAAUGAAGGCACUGUGGAGUAUGUGACGCACAUGGAGAAGACUAGCCCAUGUUAAAGAACAGCAGAUAAACUAGGAUAGUAAUUAUAGCUGUUAUCCACGGCAUUCACCAACCAGCUGAUAGACCUGUGCAUUCAGCUCUGCCUUUCCAGUCGCUGCCAUCAUGAACAAUCACUGUAACACCUCUCAGUGUUGAUGUGACAGUAGGACGUUAGGGGUGUGCGAUCUGGCAAUAAAAAUUCAAUGCAUUGACUAUGGAACUGAUUCUGUACCCAAUAUCAAAUUAAUAUGUGUGAUUUUGGAUAUUAACCAUAUAUACUUAUGAAAAAUAGCAAAAUAACCGAACAUAAAUAGUGACCAAAUUUGAUAUUUUAUUCAUUUUCAUUAAUAAAUAGUUAGGAUCGCAUUGAAUUAUUGUCAGAGCAAAUAUUUUACCCCUGUAAGACAUACCUCUGCAUAUAAGCAAUUUGCUUUUAAAUGUGUUUUGAAGAGAAAGGGAAAGCAUGUUUUGUUUUUUUUUUGCAUGAAAGUAUUAAGAUUUCCACAGACAGUAUCUUAAGAUAACUUCCACUCGUAGUUUGUUAAAUAAAAAAAUAAUAAACUAAAAAUAAAUAAAUAAAUAAAGAAAGCAAACCAUUUUAUAGCAUAUAUACUUGGUUUUAAAGGUAUGGGACACGUGCUAAAGUAGCAUUAUUAAAUAAUGUGGACCACCAGGAAAAAUGCUGGUAAAGCCAUGAUUAUGGUGAAUGUCCAGCUUUACGGCAGGUCUGAAUACUUGUCUUGUUAAAGUGUUUAAUUCUAAGAUUUAGAAUGAAUUCUUUUAACUUUCUGUUUGUGCUUGAAUUGUUUAGCUGUUUGGGUAACACUAUUUCAUGUUCUCUUGUAUUCCGAUGAACACUACUUUUUAUUGUUGUGUAAUUAUCGCUGACUCUGUGACAGGGAUAUCUUAUACAAUGUACAGUAUUCAUCUGUUGUGUGACAACCAGAAGGUCUGAUGAUGUUGAAGAGGAGCAAGUACGUAUGUAUGUUUUGUCUAGUAAAAAUUACCUUUUUUUUCA
Messenger RNA from Puntigrus tetrazona (Sumatra barb), 3349 nucleotides. RefSeq names its product solute carrier family 7 member 2 (gene slc7a2). The coding region runs from base 423 to 2348 and encodes 641 amino acids. The transcript has 12 exons. The record is from RefSeq and is a predicted model, not a curated record. Gene Ontology annotation, cellular component: plasma membrane. Gene Ontology annotation, molecular function: amino acid transmembrane transporter activity. Gene Ontology annotation, biological process: amino acid transport; transmembrane transport. Lineage: Eukaryota; Metazoa; Chordata; Actinopteri; Cypriniformes; Cyprinidae.